AUGAGGAUAUCCAUAUUGUUCUUCAUCAUUUACGGGACUUUUGCCUUGAAAGGAGUUAAUGGUAUGGAGACACAGCCUAGUGGCAUGGAGAUCCAGGCUCAUAACUCAGUCGAAAGGCCUUUAUCGACAGAAGAAUUGUCACGUACGCCUAAAUCACCAGAAGCAAUUUCUGAAGUGGACACGCGUCUUCCAACCUCCCUCAAACCACUCCGUUACCGGAUACGACUUCAGCCUUUCGUUAAUGGCAAUUUCAGCAUCUUCGGCUUCCUGGAGGUGGAAAUGGAGGUCCUGGAGACGACCUACAACAUCACACUCCAUAUGCUCGAUAUUAUCACGAAGAAUGACACAGUCAAGGUGUUGGGUUCGGGAGGCGUGGAACAGCGACAGGUUGGAAUUAAGAGUCAGCAUUAUGACCCUGUCCGUCAAUUCUAUGUCGCCCAAAUGGAGGAAGCGCUGAUGAAAGGAGAGAGGUACACUCUGCAGAUGGAGUUCCUUGGCUACCUCAACGACCAGCUUCGUGGCUUCUACCGGUCGACCUAUAAAGAUGUUGACGGGAAUAGCAAGUAUUUCGCUGUGACCCAGUUUCAAUCCACGCACGCCCGCCGCGCCUUCCCGUGCUUCGACGAGCCGGCCCUGAAGGCGACCUUCGAGGUCCACCUGGCGAGGGAGACCUGGAUGACGUCACUCUCCAACAUGCCCCUCGCCGCGACGCGACCUGCGAAAGGUCAGGAGGGCUGGGUGUGGGACCGAUUCGAGAGGAGCGUCCCCAUGUCAACCUACCUCGUCGCCUUCGUGGUGUCGGACUUUUCUUACAUCGCCUCCAGCAGUGGCGAGGGCAUUCUCUUUCGAGUGUGGGCGCAGCCGUCGGCCAUUCGACAAGCGGAAUAUAUCAGUCAACUCGGCUCAAAGAUUUUAGCAUUCUAUGAGGCAUACUUCAAUGUGUCUUACCCGCUCCCGAAAAUGGAUAUGGUAGCGGUGCCGGAAUUACAAGCGCAGGGCAUGGAAAAUUGGGGUCUAAUUACGCUCAGAGACAGGAUAGUGUUAUACGAUCCCGAUGUGAACUCCGUAAGGGCCAAGGAGAAGUUGGUCGAGGUCGUGACCCACGAGCUGGCGCACCAGUGGUUCGGCAACCUCGUCACGCCCUUCUGGUGGGACGACCUCUGGCUCAACGAGGGGUUCGCCACCUUCGUGUCUUUCGUCGGGAGUGCUCAUGCAGAGCCAUCAUGGAAGAAAAUGGAAAAAUUCACCACCGAGGUCCUGCAAAAAGUUUUUGAGACUGACGGCCUCGAGUCCUCCCACCAGAUCAGCCUCCCGGUUAACAAUGCCAGCGAGAUAUCGGAAAUUUUCGACGGAAUCGAGUACAACAAAGGGGCUUCUAUUAUCCGCAUGAUGAUGUAUUUCCUGGGCGAGUACACCUUCCGGAAAGGACUCAACAGUUACCUCAACGCCUUCGCAUACAGCAACGCAGAACAGGACGAUCUUUGGGAACACCUGACAGCCGCUGCACACCGCGACCGAAAGCUUCCCGAGAGCUUAAGUGUGAAGACGAUCAUGGACACGUGGACGCUGCAGAAGGGCUUCCCCGUCGUCAAGGUAGCGAGGAGUUCGGAUGGUACCUCCGCCGACGUCUCUCAGGAACACUUUUUGUUAAUGAAGGAGAAAAAGUCGUGCCGGACCCAAGACUUGCGAUGGUGGGUUCCUCUCAGCUACACGUCGCAGGGCGAGGCCAACUUCGACCAGACAGAAGCUAUUGGCUGGAUGAAGGACUCCGAUCAGAGAAUUUCUAUCACGUCACUGCCCCCGAAGGACCAGUGGGUCAUCUUCAACCUGCAGCAGACGGGCUACUACAGAGUCAACUACGACGACCACAACUGGAACCUCCUCAUCCAGCAGCUGAAGGACGACCACGAGGUCAUCCACAUCGUCAACCGAGCGCAGAUCAUUGACGAUGCCAUGAAUCUUGCUAGAGCCGGUCAGUUAAGCUACACUAUAGCCUUGGAUGUCUUCGCUUACCUGGGAAAGGAAAGGGAACACCUGCCGUGGAUGUCCGGUGUGUCGAACCUCAGCUAUGUGAUACUCAUGUUCCAGCGGACACGUGCUUUUCCUGCUCUUAAGCUUCGUGGCAUCCGUAUCAUCUCUCCAAACCGUCGGUCAGAGGUGAUGUGCACGGCCAUAAAGGCAGGCGGCGAGAGGGAAUGGAACUUCGUCUGGAACGAGUACCUGAGUUCCAACGCUGAGAAUGAGAAAAUCAGCUUCCUCGAGCCUCUAGGAUGCAGUAGAAAUGUCACCAUUUUGUCGAGAUACUUGGAGAUUGGUCUCAACCCUAGCAUGGGAACAAGAAAAGACGAUUUUAAGAUAAUUUUCAAUUCCGUCGCGAAGAACAGUAUCGGACGUCAGAUAGCUUGGACCUUCUUGACAAAACGCUGGAAUGACAUCUUGCCGUUCGCGAAAAGGAAAAGAGGAAUGUUACUGCGGCAAGUAACCCUCUCUUUUAAUACACCUCGAGAUAUCAAGGAUUUGGAGCACUUCUUGCAAGACAGAAACACCGAUCUGGCAGAAGUUACAAAAACCGCGGAUCAGGUGAAGGAAAGAGCCAGGAAUAACGUCAUGUGGAUGGAGAAGAAUUUCCACGAGAUUGUUGAGUUUCUGGAAGAUCAUGGCUAUGCAUCUCCGAAGCUUUGCUAUGGAAUAUUCAAGUCAGUUGUCAUAGUUAACUUGCUCUGCGUAGUGCACAUCCAGUUUUCUUUUCAUGCCUUUCCUGGGACUGGCUCGUUUCUAACUGGUCAUUCAUUCAGAGGCAAGCCGGUGUCAGUGUUACACGAGUGUGAUCAUUUCAUCGAACAGAAAAAUAUGUUCCGCUUCUGCAUGCUCUUACUUGCACUUCCUAUGUAUCCUUCCACGUCUCCAGUACUGUUGCUACGCGUUGUAGUGAUGCGUCGUCCCCCACCCCCCUCCGCUGCAAUGCCCCCCUCAGGCCAAGGGCAAGGCUGGGUCGGGCGUUGCCGUCCGGGGAGGCGAUAUCUGAAUUUACCUGCAUGUCGCUGA
Molecule: messenger RNA, 3045 nt
Organism: Penaeus indicus
Lineage: Eukaryota; Metazoa; Arthropoda; Malacostraca; Decapoda; Penaeidae
Product: aminopeptidase N-like
Exons: 19
Coding region: 1-3045 (1014 amino acids)
Biological process (GO): proteolysis; peptide catabolic process
Cellular component (GO): cytoplasm
Molecular function (GO): metalloaminopeptidase activity; peptide binding; zinc ion binding
Source: RefSeq, a predicted model, not a curated record